UAUUUUAUUUAAAGAUGUAACUACAAUGUGUCAAGUUUGUUAAACUAUUAAUUUCCUUCUUAAUCACUUCCUUUUCAAAAAUCUUACGUCUCCGCAAUCUUGCACUCUCUCUAGUUAUUUUCUUGUCUGCAUAGACGGAUAGCGUGUACAUACUAUAGCCAAGCUCACGAUUUCUUCGACGUUUCCACAGUGCACUCGGUAAUUCGGGCGCACUAGAAGCCACAGUCAACAUUUACCGGUCACCUAGUGCACAUUGUGAAACAUAGGUACAUACUUGCUUUGUUUUAAAAAUAGUGCAAGAAAGUAAUUUAACCAAAUACGGUGACACAUAGAAUUUUUAUGUUCCGUAUCCUAUAUACUUUUUAUAUAAAACUGUGAUUUUAACAUACCUGCGUUAAAGUUGUGAAGAACUGAAGUGAAUCAAUGACAUACUAAAUAUUGAAUGAUUGGACAUUAUAUUAAACAAAAGAAAUAAUAGAGGUGUAAUGUGUAAACAUUUAAAUUUUAUUAAUUUCCGCAUGUCUUAAUGUCUUAAGACUUUGACCUUUUAUUGCGGAAAUAUUCUACAUAAAAAAAGUUUCUUCAGCACACGAUAAACUUGCAACAAUUAAGAUACAGACAACCUUGGCGCUAUCUAUGAUAAAAUUAAUAUUAAAUCAUAAAAUGAUGAAUCUGAAGGAAAGCAUGCAUAUAAUCUACAAUCUAUUGCUGUUUAUCAGCAUGGCGAUACUUUAUUUCAUCGAGACUAUAGUGCUAACACUAGUUCCUCGCCGAUAUCGAGCAAAAUCAAUCAAGGGUGAAAUUGCUCUUAUUACGGGUGGUGCUAGCGGAAUUGGUAAACUAAUCGCAAUCAAAUUUGCCAAACUCGGUGCACACGUAGUCGUUUGGGACAUCAACAAAAAUGGUCUUGCAGAAGUUGCAGAGGAGAUUAAAAAAAAUAAUGGAAAAUGUUGGACAUAUUAUUGCGAUAUAGCUGAUAAAGAGGCAGUGUAUCAUACAGCAAAAGCAGUACAGAUUGAAGUCGGAAAUGUAAGUCUAUUAGUAAAUAAUGCUGGAUAUGUAUACGGGAAAACUUUUAUGGAAUUACCUGACUGCGAAAUUGAAAAAACUUUUAAAGUAAAUAUUCUCUCACAUUACUGGAUUACAAAGUCAUUCUUGAAGGAUAUGAUGAAAAAUAAUCAUGGUCAUAUUGUGACGAUAACGAGCGUCGCUGGACUUUUAGGAAUCUACAAUUGUACAGAUUAUUCUGCAACAAAAUUUGCUACUAUUGGAUGCCAUGAGAGUCUCUUUACUGAACUCAAAGUGCAUGGGUAUGAAGGAAUUCAUAUGACUUUAGUUUGCCCCUAUCUUAUUAACACGGGAAUGUUCAAUGGAGUGAAACCUAGCAGAUUGAUGCCAAUGCUUGAACCAGAAUAUGUUGCCGAAGAAAUGCUAGCAGGGGUAUUAGCAAACGAAACAUUGAUAGUAUUACCUAAAGUUCUAAGAUAUUUACUGCCGUUUAAGAGCUUAUUACCGAUGAAAAUAAGCUGGGCACUAAUGUAUCACAUUUUGAAAGGACCACAAAUCAUGAUGACAUUCAAAGGUCGUGAAUCUAGUGACACAAGUAAUGAUAAUAGUACAAGGAAUUAUAACGAUAUAUGCAUGCAUUAAAGUUAUACAAGGCACAUAAAAAUAUAUACAUAUAUUUCUUAUUAAUAAUAUACAAACAUUUUAUAUGCUUAUUGAAACAUAUAUUUCGAAAUGUUCUCUUACGUAUACAUGUAUACAUCUUUGUAUACAUAGAUAUCACAAAAUUUUGGUUAUAUAAAAUGGAAAGGUAUACAUACAACAAUUUA
This is a messenger RNA of Vollenhovia emeryi, 1835 nucleotides long. RefSeq names its product estradiol 17-beta-dehydrogenase 11. Gene Ontology annotation, cellular component: lipid droplet. Gene Ontology annotation, molecular function: oxidoreductase activity, acting on the CH-OH group of donors, NAD or NADP as acceptor. NCBI's taxonomy places the organism in Eukaryota, Metazoa, Arthropoda, Insecta, Hymenoptera, Formicidae. The transcript has 9 exons. The coding region runs from base 637 to 1650 and encodes 337 amino acids. The record is from RefSeq and is a predicted model, not a curated record.